This is a messenger RNA of Brassica oleracea var. oleracea, 546 nucleotides long. Its product is annotated as probable LRR receptor-like serine/threonine-protein kinase PAM74. Lineage: Eukaryota; Viridiplantae; Streptophyta; Magnoliopsida; Brassicales; Brassicaceae. Bases 1 to 546 code for a protein of 181 amino acids. The record is from RefSeq and is a predicted model, not a curated record. The transcript is spliced from 2 exons.
AUGAUAACAAUUAUGCUCCACCAAAAAAGGCUCUUGCAACCGCCAACCGCUGCUAUACCUUCCAAUCUCAGUGCGCCAUUGACAGUCAGUUGGACGCCGGAAAAACAUGGUGACCAAUAUUACUUGUAUAGCCACUUCGCUGAGAUACAAGAUUUACAUGCCAACGAUACCAGGGAAUUUGACGUGUUAUGGAAUGGAGCUGUUACUGUUGAAGCUUUUGUUCCUUCAAAGUUACUGAUUGAUACUUUCAUGAAUAAGUCUCCAGAGACUUGCGAUGGAGGGAAAUGUAGCUACCAGCUAAUAAAAACCUCGAAAUCAACUCUUCCUCCUCUACUAAAUGCUCUUGAGAUCUACGCGGUUAUCCAAUUCGCACAAUCGGAAACAGAUGAAAACGAUGUGGUUGCUAUCAAAGAUAUCGAAACUGCCUAUGGAUUGAGUAGAAUCAAGUGGCAAGGAGAUCCUUGCGUCCCUCAAAUGUAUGCAUGGGACGGUUUGAAUUGUAGCUACACCGCUAUUUCUACACCUCCAAGAAUAACGUCCUUGUAA